UUAUGUGUUUUUGUUAUAUUUAACAUAAACAUAAUUAAUGCAAAUGUUAUUCAUUAUAUUGAUACCGACGGAAACCUAAAAAAUGUCAACAAAAGUAUUGAUGAAAUAAACGAUUGGAUGACAUGGGCUGUCUAUGACAAUAGUAUCAAUACUACCGGUUGGGCUCAGUUAGACAUUCACUCAAAUCAAUCGCUGGACGACUCACGACAGGCCUAUUAUUUUGGACUCAUUGAAGGCCUACUAACAGCAGAUUUAAUUCAACUCCAUUGGGAUAACAAUAUCCGACACUAUUGUGAUAAAGAAAAACAAUUUUGUCAAAAUUUAUUUGCAUUUAUCGCCAAAAACAUUGAGUUUAUGAAAUCACAGAUCAAACUGUACGCCAAUAGCGAUGAAUACUGGCAUCAAAUAGAGCUAACACUGACACAGCUUACGGGUCUCGAAGAUGGCUAUCGAUCGACAAUGUAUGGCAUCAGACCUCCCGGUUCGCCGCAUCUCAAUGUCAAUGUCACGGGUCUUAUACUUAUGAACUUAAUUACCGAAUGCGGUGAACUCGAACAGGUUCUACAGCGAAAGGUCAAGUCUGUGGAUCUCAACGAUGGCCACUGUUCGGCAAUCGUCAGAGUACUCGAUGACGGCAGUGAUCUAUUGGUGUCACAUAAUUCGUGGACAACCUAUGCUUGGAUGUUAAGAUUAGUCAAACGAUAUAAUAUGAAUUAUAGUAACAUUUCGGGUACAUCACAGGCCUUUAGUUCAUAUCCCGGUGUCAUCUUCUCUAUCGAUGAUUAUUAUCUCAUCAACAGUGGUCUGACAGUACUGGAGACGUCUAUCGGAAAUUAUAAUAACAGUUUGUGGUCCAAUGUUGUGGCCGACAAAGUGGUAUUUGAAUUUAUCCGAAACACUGUAGCCAAUCGUUUGGCCCGAUCGGGUCGUGAGUGGUCACAAAUUUUCGGAAAAUACAAUUCGGGUACCUAUAACAACCAGUUUAUGAUUGUUGACUAUAAUAAGUACAAAAAGGGUACACUACCGGCACAAUUACCCGAUGAUGUGCUCUGGGUUUUGGAACAAUUGCCCGGUUAUGUCGAGUCUGGAGAUGUGACUCAUGUGCUUCGGCAACAAAACUAUUGGCCCUCAUAUAAUGUUCCGUAUUUUAAGGGAGUCUAUGAUUUGAGUGACUACACAUCACAGGUGACGAAAUACGGCGACUUUUUUACGUACAAUAAGACGGCCAGAGCUCUGAUAUUCCGACGCAACGCCAAACAAGUAACAGACAUGUCCUCACUUUACCGACUCAUGCGCUAUAAUGACUUCAAACACGACCCACUGUCCCGAUGCAAUUGCACGCCUCCCUAUACGGGUGAAUACGCUAUAGCGGCCCGAUGUGAUCUCAAUGAUCCCAAUGGUCACUAUCCUUUUAGUUCGCUAGGUUUCCGACCUCACGGUGCUAUUGAUGUCAAAAUGACAAACAAAGACUUGUUUAGCAAACUUGAGAUGAUUGCCAACAGUGGCCCUACAUAUGAACAGCAGCCACCGUUUCAGUGGUCAAACACCCGAAUUGUUGGUGUCCUACAUAGCGGACAACCCGAUACUUUCCAGUUCCCACCGGUUCACGUUAAGUGGGCGCCCAGUAGUCUUAGAAAUGUUAGUUUUCCAACAACAACAACAAUAACCAAUACUAUUGUCUGA
Molecule: messenger RNA, 1683 nt
Organism: Oppia nitens
Lineage: Eukaryota; Metazoa; Arthropoda; Arachnida; Sarcoptiformes; Oppiidae
Product: putative phospholipase B-like 2
Exons: 2
Coding region: 118-1683 (521 amino acids)
Biological process (GO): phospholipid catabolic process
Cellular component (GO): extracellular region
Molecular function (GO): glycerophospholipase activity
Source: RefSeq, a predicted model, not a curated record